This is a messenger RNA of Cavia porcellus (domestic guinea pig), 2466 nucleotides long. It is a transcript of the gene Hoxc5, whose product is annotated as homeobox C5. Gene Ontology annotation, biological process: regulation of transcription by RNA polymerase II; anterior/posterior pattern specification. The coding region runs from base 948 to 1616 and encodes 222 amino acids. Gene Ontology annotation, cellular component: nucleus. Gene Ontology annotation, molecular function: RNA polymerase II cis-regulatory region sequence-specific DNA binding; DNA-binding transcription factor activity, RNA polymerase II-specific. The record is from RefSeq and is a predicted model, not a curated record. Lineage: Eukaryota; Metazoa; Chordata; Mammalia; Rodentia; Caviidae. The transcript has 2 exons.
ACACACUUGAAAAUUGCCUGUUGCCAUUCAAAGGUUCCUGGCAUGGUGAAAUAUAACCAGAUCAUUCUGGCUGCUCACCUCUAGGCUUAUCCCAGAGUCCGCAGCACUGUCAGCCUCCUGUCUUGCUUAUCUAAGUGUGCUCACCCAGGAGCCCCCCCCCCCCUUCUUGGGUAUCCUGUCUGCCUCUUCAGAGGCUGAGGUCCACUUUCCCAUGCUGACAUUCACUUCUUCAGCAGUGUUGGGGGCCUCUGAGGCAAGGGAUCUCAACCUUUGGUUUGAGGAACCUGAGAGAAAUCCACUUGGUUCUCCAACCUAGGCCCCGGCUACCUUUUCACUCAGCCAUUUUUGAAGUUUAGCAGACUUAGGAAUUAGGUAGAACGGGCUAUACAUUACAAAAAUCACCGCUGUACAUCGUAAGUGAGACCUCAUCUCUUCUCCAAUUUAAGUAGAAUUGCAAGGGCCUGCCCAGGAAAUCUUUGCAGCAGCAACUACUUUCUCCACGCGAUAGAAAAUCCAGCCACCAAAAGGCGAGCAGCAGCAUCAUGAUGCAAUUCCUACAAGUAGACACCAGGUGUCGCUGUGGGCUCGUUGUCCCGCCUACCCCCCAAUUCCAAGAACCAUUUUUUUUUUUCUCCCCCUUCCCUCUUUUUCUCUGUCUCUGACUCCCUCUCCCCCUUGGUUAGGCUUUGCCAACAUAUCAAGAUGCGUUUCUCCGGCUUCCAUCACUAACCUCCCGGAGGUCAUCAAGCCAAAUUUAUGAGUGGCCGCUCGAGUCACGUGACUCUAUUUAAGGCUCCCUUAUUUGGGAAGAGCGCAUAGGAUAAAGAAAGAGAUAUCUCCACCUAUAAAUUGUGCACUUUGGAGAACAAAAACCCCUCAACUUCAAAGAGUCACAAAUCACCCUUAAUCAAAAAGGGUGCAGAAAUUUUUUUUGGGCCCUCCCCGCCAUGAGCUCCUACGUAACCAAUUCAUUCUAUAAGCAGAGCCCCAAUAUCCCUGCCUAUAACAUGCAAACUUGUGGGAACUAUGGAUCGGCCUCAGAGGUGCAGGCAUCCAGGUACUGCUACGGCGGAUUGGAUUUAAGCAUCACUUUCCCACCGCCUGCGCCUUCCAACUCUCUCCACGGGGUAGACAUGGCUGCCAACCCCCGGGCUCACCCGGACCGCCCCGCCUGCAGCGCUGCGGCCGCUCCGGGACACGCUCUGGGCAGAGACGAAGCGGCUCCUCUGAACCCCGGGAUGUACAGUCAGAAGGCGGCUCGCCCGGCGCUGGAGGAGCGAGCUAAGAGCAGAGGGGAGAUCAAAGAGGAGCAGGCGCAGACAGGGCAACCCGCCGGACUGAGCCAGCCACCGGCCCCGCCACAGAUUUACCCGUGGAUGACCAAACUGCACAUGAGCCACGAGACGGAUGGCAAGCGGUCCCGAACCAGUUACACGCGCUACCAGACUCUGGAACUCGAGAAAGAAUUCCACUUUAACCGCUACCUCACUCGCCGUAGGCGCAUAGAGAUCGCCAACAACUUAUGUCUCAACGAGAGACAGAUCAAGAUUUGGUUCCAGAACCGCAGGAUGAAGUGGAAGAAAGAUUCCAAAAUGAAAAGCAAAGAGGCUCUUUAGAGGCAGCGGGAAAGCCCGCGGAGAGCACCCCAACCGGCUUGGUCCCUGCAACUUUCCUUUUCCGGUUUUUCUCUGUGUGUUUUGGGGUGGGGGGCAGGAGCUGGAGCUUUGGCUUCUGAGCCUCACAGACAUAAGCGCUCUUCCUUGGUAUUCUGCAUCCCCACUGACUGGGUUUCCCAGGGGCUGCCUGCUCUGCCUGUCUCCCUUCGGCUCAGCAAAGUUCAUUUAGCUCUGCAGGGCAUCUAGGGCCCAGGGCUAUCUCUGCAGAGUCAUUUCAUAGGCUAGUGCUAAACUAAACUCAACCUGGACCACCUCUCUGGUCCCCAAACCCCUGCGAGGCCCACCUGAAUUAAAGUGGGCCCAGUCUGCUGCAGGCCCCUCACCCCAACCUCCUUUCCUCUUUUGUUUCCAGCUAGGUGAACCAGAGGACCCCAGACCUCAGGCUGGCAGGUGCUUGUUACUGACAGAGUCCAUUGUCAGCCUGGGGUACUUCUUCAUGGUGACUAAGUUUAGUCUUCACUUAUUAAUGUUUGCAUAUGAAAGGGGGAGAAGACUGAUAGGUUGCCCUAUCCUCUCCACAUUUUCUUCCCCUACCCCAAAGUCGGGGAACCUCCCCAGCCCUCGCCUGCUGCAUGCCCUCUCAGGCCCGCAGCCCCAGCCGCUAGCUAGCUCAACUAUUGGGGCUUUCUGCCAUUUGGACCCUGGUGAGUGGUCCUAGAGGCUCCUUGCUGUCCCAGUUCCUGCCAUGACUUUCUUGCCCUGCUACCCCAUCGCUGUUCCCCAACUAUUUAUUGACUCCAGGUCCUUCCUGAAACUAUAUUUUGUCAUAUUAAAUAAAGACAAAGAGAGA